Molecule: messenger RNA, 3649 nt
Organism: Daucus carota subsp. sativus
Lineage: Eukaryota; Viridiplantae; Streptophyta; Magnoliopsida; Apiales; Apiaceae
Exons: 4
Coding region: 206-3649 (1147 amino acids)
Source: RefSeq, a predicted model, not a curated record
ACUAAUCCUACAUGUAAUUUACAAGAACACUGGUAUUUUAUCAAAUCAUUAUAUUUAUUGUUGUGGUUAUAUUCUUAUAAACACAAUUACAAUAUAAAUCAAUUAACAAUCCCCAACCCCAAAUUACAAUCAUCGUGUGAAACCUUAGCCCCCCAGUUCAACUUCAAUUCUCGCGCAAUUCCUCUGGGCUUGAAUUUGGAGGGACAUGGAUCGUUCAUGGAUAAAUAUUCCAAAUAAAUUGUCGACGGAAUAUGCAAGUGGUAUUGAUGAAUUUAUAAGUGUGGCAAGUCAGCGUAUAGACUCUAAAGGUACAGUGCUAUGUCCUUGUACUCGAUGUGUAAAUAAGCAAAAACAAACUCUCAAAGUGAUUAAGUUACACUUACUUACACAUGGGUUUUUGAGAACUUACAAGAUUUGGUAUCAUCAUGGUGAAUGUGGAGAUGAUAUAGAAGGAGUAUUCUUUAAUACUCCAGAUGAGCAUGAAAAAGACCAUCAUGAUGAUUUGGCUGCAGGUCUUAGUGAUGCCAUCAAUAGUAAGUAUUUUGACAUUGGUCCAACUAGUGAUUUUGUUGAUGAUUCUUCAGUUAAUGUGGGUGACAAGUAUGAUGCUUUGUUUGAAUCUCUUCACAAGCCUUUGUAUGAUAAUUGUAAGGAUUUUUCUGUCCUAAGUGCCGUGGUGAGGUUAAUGAAUAUUAAAGUGGUUAAUAAAUUAUCAGAUAAAGCAUUUGAGGAUAUUAUAAAGUGUUUUAAAGAGAUGUUGCCUGAGGGUAAUAAUUGUCCUGAAAAUUAUUACCAAACAAGAAAACUUCUUUGUGAAGUGGGUUUAGGAUAUGAGCAAAUUGAUGUAUGCCGAUAUGAUUGUGCCAUAUUUUAUGGUGAUAAUGCAAGUGCUUUGUCAUGCCCGGUGUGUCAAUGUAGUCGUUACAUACGAAAUAAGAUCCCACAUAAACGACUUAGAUGGUUCCCCCUCAAGGCUCGACUUAAGCGUUUGUUUAGCUCUAAACAUACAUCAAAAGACAUGCGAUGGCAUCAAGAAGUUCGUAAAAAUGAACCUGGUAUAUUACGUCAUCCUGCUGAUGGGUUGGCUUGGAAGCAUUUUGACAAUACAUACCCUGAUUUUGCUGCGGAUACUAGGAGCGUAAGAAUGGGAUUGGCGUCAGAUGGGUUCAACCCUUUUUCAAACCUGACAUCAACUUAUAGUUUGUGGCCUGUGAUAUUAAUUCCAUAUAACAUGCCACCUUGGGCUUCCCCAAGUGGUACCAACUAUCUCAUGUCUUUAUUGAUCCCAGGUCCAAAAUCUCCAGGAAAAGAUUAUGAUGUGUUCUUGCAGCCACUAAUCAAAGAACUUAAAGAAUUAUGGGUCGGAAUUGACGCAUAUGAUUCAUAUGGGGGGUGCAUGUUUAAACUUAAAGCAGCGGUAUUAUGGACAAUUAGUGAUUUUCCUGGUUAUGCAUAUUUGUCUGGGUGGAGCACUGCUGGAAAAUUAGCAUGUCCGGUUUGUUUGAAAGAUACAAGGUCUAGAAGAAUAACUGACAAACAAUGUUUUACAGGACAUCGGUGUUAUUUAAAUGCUAACCAUUCUUGGCGAAAGAGCAAAGAAUAUGAUGGAUCUACCGAGUUACGUGGUCCUCCAAGAACUUUUAGUGGUGAAGACAUUUUAAAACAGCUUGAGGAGGUACCCGUACGUACACCUGGUAAGGCACCAAAUAAUUCCUUUAGAAAACGGAAACGAGGAGCUAAUGAGUUCAACUGGAGUAAAAGAAGUGUUCUAUUUGAAUUGCCAUAUUGGUCAAAGCUCUUGCUCCGCCACAAUCUUGAUGUAAUGCACAUAGAGAAGAAUGUUUGUGAUAACAUUAUAGGUACACUUUUAGAUAUUGAAGGUAAAUCUAAAGACAAUUUGAAAGCUCGUAAAGAUUUACAAGACUUAAAUAUUCGUAAAGAGCUCUGGCUGAAGAACACUGCUGUUAAUAAAUUUGAAAAACCACACGCUAGUUAUACUCUUACAAAAGAAGAGUGCAAAAGUUUUUGUCAAUUUAUUCAGAGUGUUAGAUUACCAGAUGGGUAUGCUUCGAAUAUAAGUCGAUGUGUUACGGAUAAUAAUAAGCUCAAAGGAAUGAAAACUCAUGAUUGUCAUGUUCUACUCCAUAAGAUAUUGCCGGUUGCGAUACUACCUUUUUUGACAAAGAACAUCCGUGGUACACUGAUUGAGUUAUGUCAGUUUUUCCAAAAAAUUUGUGCCAAAACUAUACGAAUUUCUGAUAUUGAAGAAUUGAGGGAGGGGAUCGUAAUAAUUUUGUGCAAGUUGGAAAAGAUAUUUACCCCAUCAUUUUUCACCAUAAUGGUUCAUCUAUGUGUUCACUUACCAGAUCAAGUGUUGCAGGGUGGUCCUGUUAAUUCAAGAUGGAUGUUCGAGACGGAACGACAUAUGGGUUUGUAUAAGAGUUACGUAAGAAACAUGGCACGACCAGAUGGUUCAAUUGCAGAGGCUGUUGUUGUUGAUGAAGCUGUGAGUUUUCUGGCUAGAUAUGUUUCUAACAUAGAAACAAGAUACUCUAGACUUGAGCGCAACUGGGAUCUUCCCCUUCCAAAUUAUCAAAUGGAUGUUUUUAUGUCUAAUGUUCGUCCAUUGGGAGCAUCUUCUAUAGAGUUGCUUGGAAUUUGGAAGAAUUCCAUUGAGUGGUAUAUUUUAAACAAUUCUGUAGAUGACAUCGAGGAAUAUCUCGAGGAACAUAAAAGCAUGUUGCAAGAAAGAGGGCUACAACAUUCAGAUAUUGAAAGUAAGCAAAGAGAAGAAUUCCCAUUAUGGUUUCGAAAGAAGGUGUCAAAAAUGCAAGUGCAAAAAUCAUCCACUGUUAAUGAUGAUUUGUACUCUUUGUCUCAAGGUCCACUGGAAAGAUACAAUAGUUACCAAGCUUGUAUUGUUAAUGGUGUUCGAUUUCGUUGUAAAAAGUAUGAUGAUACUCUUCGGACACAGUGUUCAGGAGUUUGCACGGGAGGUGAUCAUGAUGGUGUUGACGUGGUAUAUUAUGGGAAUUUGAUUGAGAUUUUGGAGUUGUCAUACCUAUUUGAUCGAAAAGUUUAUCUUUUCCGGUGCAAGUGGUAUAACUCUAAUCCCAAAGGUAAAUCAAUAUAUAUGGAGAAUAAUCUCACAUCUGUAAAUACGGCGACUGAUUGGUAUUCUAAUGAGCCGUUUAUAUUAGCAACUCAAGCUCAACAAGUAUUUUAUUUGCUUGAUAUGAAGCGUCGUUCAGAUUGGAGAUUUGUUCAAAAAGUAAAUCACAGAUUUGUGUUUGAAAUUCCUGAAUCAUCAGAUGUGACAAAUGAUCACCCGCACAAUGAUGUGUUUCAAGAAGAAGAAUCUUGUCAAUUACCACCUUUUAAACCAAUUGAAGAUUCAAUUGAAAGCUCAUCUUUAGUUCGAAGAGAUGUUGCAUCUCUGAGUCUUUCAAGUGAACUUGUUGUUGAUCUGUUCACCAAUAAUGAAAAGCAAACUGCUUGUGAGGAAGAUGAUCUAGAAGCAACUGAAGUGAAUGAUGAUUAUGAUGAUGGAGAAAUAUUCUUCAAUGAUAAUGAAGUACUCUGUUCUAGUGAUGAUGAGAGUUGUGAUGAUGACAGUGAGUCAGCCUCUCAAACUGAAUCAACUGCAUGA